AUGGAGACAGAGAGAGAAGAAGAGUCGAAUCCAGUUUUGCAGAAGGAGCCACCAAAAAUCCAUCGCCUAGACGAGUCCGUGGUCAAUCGAAUCGCGGCUGGUGAGGUGAUUCAGCGGCCAUUUUCGGCCGUGAAGGAGCUUGUGGAGAACAGUUUGGAUGCCGAUUCCACUUCCAUCAAUGUCGUCGUGAAGGACGGUGGUCUCAAACUCAUUCAAGUAUCAGAUGAUGGCCACGGCAUUCGAUACGAAGACUUGCCGAUACUGUGUGAGAGGCACACGACGUCGAAGUUGUCUAAAUACGAGGAUCUAUUUUCUAUUAAAUCUAUGGGUUUUCGAGGAGAGGCCUUGGCAAGUAUGACAUACGUUGGUCAUGUAACGGUAACCACCAUCACGCAAGGGCAGAUGCAUGGUUACAGGGUGUCUUACAGAGAUGGUCUGAUGGAGCAUGAACCCAAAGCAUGUGCUGCUGUUAAAGGAACCCAGAUAAUGGUGGAGAACUUGUUCUAUAACAUGAUUGCUCGGAGGAAGACACUAGUGAAUUCCGGUGAUGACUAUUCAAAAAUAGUGGACUUGCUGAGCCGCUUUGCAAUUCAUCACAAAGAUGUGAGCUUCUCUUGUAGAAAGCAUGGAGCUGCCAGAGCAGAUGUUUAUUCUGUUGCGACAUCAUCAAGGCUUGAUUCCAUUAGAAGUGUUUAUGGGGUUUCAGUUGCUCACAAUUUGAUCGAGAUAGAAAUUUCAGAUGAUGAUCCCUCUAGUUCCAUAUUUGAGAUGGAUGGUUUCGUAUCCAAUUCUAACUAUGUGGCCAAGAAAACAACAUUGGUGCUUUUUAUCAAUGACAGAUUGGUCGAAUGCACUGCCCUGAAGAGAGCUAUUGAAAUUGUUUAUGCUGCAACCUUACCCAAAGCAUCAAAACCUUUCAUUUAUAUGUCAAUCAAGUUGCCAUCUGAUCAUGUUGAUGUUAACGUGCACCCGACAAAGAAAGAGGUAAGCCUUUUAAAUCAGGAAGUUAUUAUUGAGAAGAUACAGGCAAGGAUAGAAUCAAAAUUGAGAAACUCAAAUGAGACGAGGACAUUCCAAGAGCAGGUUGUGGAACCCUCUUCAACUGCUCUUUCCACUGUAAGGAAGGAUUCACAUCUAAAUCCUUUGGUAUCUGGAAAAGCUUCUUCUGGACUGAAAUCUCAGAAAGUCCCAGUACAUAAAAUGGUAAGAACGGAUUCAUCAGAUCCAGCUGGUAGGUUGAAUGCCUACUUGCAAACCAAAGCUACUAAUCACCUUGGAAGGACUUCCAGUUUAAAUGCUGUAAGGUCUUCCAUUAGACAAAGAAGAAAUCCGAAAGAAACUGCAGAUCUUAGUAGUAUUCAGGAACUUAUAGAUGAUAUUGAUAGAAAUUAUCAUUCUGGUCUGCUGGACAUUGUAAGACAGUGUACGUAUGUUGGAAUGGCAGACGAUGUUUUUGCACUACUUCAGUAUAACACCCAUCUAUAUCUUGCUAAUGUGGUAAACUUAAGCAAAGAGCUUAUGUAUCAACAGGUUCUCAGGCGCUUCAAUCAUUUCAAUGCUAUACAACUAAGUGAUCCAGCUCCUGUCCAAGAACUGAUACAGUUAGCCCUGAAAGAGGAGGAUUUAGAUCCAGGAAACAAUGAGAAUGAUGACUUAAAAGAGAAAAUUGCUGAGAUGAAUACAGAACUUCUCAAGGAAAAGGCUGAGAUGCUAGAAGAGUAUUUCCAAAUUUAUAUUGACGGAAAUGGGCAAUUGUUGCGGCUGCCUGUCAUUCUUGAUCAAUAUGCUCCUGAUAUGGAUCGGGUUCCUGAGUUCAUGUUGUGUUUGGGCAAUGAUGUUGAUUGGGAGAACGAAAAAAAUUGCUUUCAAGCAAUUGCAGCUGCACUGGGAAAUUUUUAUGCCAUGCAUCCUCCUCUAAUGCCUGAUCCUUCAGGUGAUGGUUUGGAAUUUUACCGGAAGAGAAAAUCUGUCAGCAAUUCUCUAGACAGGAGAAAUUCCUCUAACGAUACAGGGGAUGCUAUUGAAAUUAAGGAUGAUAUUGAGCAUGAGCUACUGUCAGAGGCAGAGACUGCAUGGGCCCAGCGGGAAUGGUCAAUUCAACAUGUGCUGGUUCCAUCCAUGAGACUUUUUUUAAAACCACCAACUGCAAUGGCUACAAAUGGAACUUUUGUCCAGGUGGCUUCUUUGGAAAAGCUUUACAAGAUUUUUGAGAGAUGCUAAAAUGAAUAGUUUAAGUUCAAGGCUUCCAUUUGGACGGAAUUUGAUUUAGUCACAGUUUCCUUAUUUGCCUGCUUUUGUUAUCACUGGUCUGUUACUACACCCAGAAACAAGUUCUUGUAAAUCAAUCUUUCAUGUACUAUUAUUGAAGAUAACUGAAAUUGAGGCUUAAA
Messenger RNA from Carica papaya (papaya), 2390 nucleotides. It is a transcript of the gene MLH1, whose product is annotated as MUTL-homolog 1. Gene Ontology annotation, biological process: mismatch repair. The record is from RefSeq and is a predicted model, not a curated record. Gene Ontology annotation, cellular component: MutLalpha complex. NCBI's taxonomy places the organism in Eukaryota, Viridiplantae, Streptophyta, Magnoliopsida, Brassicales, Caricaceae. Gene Ontology annotation, molecular function: ATP hydrolysis activity; ATP-dependent DNA damage sensor activity; ATP binding.